AUGGGCGACUGGAGCGUGCUGGGCCGGCUGCUGGAGGGCGCGCACGAGCACGCCACGGCCGCCGGCCACCUCUGGCUCUCCGUGCUCUUCGUAUUCCGCAUCCUGGUGCUGGGGGCGGCGGCGGAGCGCGCGUGGGGCGACGAGGCGGCCGGCUUCGCCUGCGACACGCAGCAGCCCGGCUGCCAGAGCGCCUGCUACGACAGCGCCUUCCCCAUCUCGCACCUGCGCUUCUGGGCGCUGCAGAUCAUCUUCGUGUCCACGCCGAGCCUGCUGCACCUGGGCCACGUGCUGCACGUGCUGCGGCGCCGCGAGAGGGGCCGGCAGCGCGCGGCGGCCCCGCGGCGGCGGCGGCGGCGGGACGGGCGCGAGGCGCGGGGCCGGGCCCGGCUGCGCGGCGCCCUGCUGCGGACCUACGUGUGCAGCGUGGUGGCCAAGGCGCUGCUCGAGGUGGGCUUCAUGGCGGGCCAGUGCGCCCUGUUCGGCUUCGCGCUGCAGCCCCUCUACGCCUGCCGCCGCUGGCCCUGCCCCAACGCCGUCAACUGCUACGUGGCGCGGCCCACCGAGAAGACCGUCUUCGUGCUCUUCAUGCUGGGCACGGCCUGCGUGUCCCUGCUGCUCAACCUCGCCGAGAUCUACCACCUGGCUGCCACCAAGUGCCGUCCCGGCGGCCGGGCCCGCGCCCAGCGGCGCCCCGCGGCGCUGGCGGUGUGA
Messenger RNA from Nothoprocta perdicaria, 711 nucleotides. RefSeq names its product gap junction alpha-3 protein-like. The coding region runs from base 1 to 711 and encodes 236 amino acids. The record is from RefSeq and is a predicted model, not a curated record. The transcript has a single exon. NCBI's taxonomy places the organism in Eukaryota, Metazoa, Chordata, Aves, Tinamiformes, Tinamidae. Gene Ontology annotation, biological process: cell communication. Gene Ontology annotation, cellular component: connexin complex.